Dermacentor andersoni is the source of this 1140-nucleotide messenger RNA. RefSeq lists its product as uncharacterized. NCBI's taxonomy places the organism in Eukaryota, Metazoa, Arthropoda, Arachnida, Ixodida, Ixodidae. The record is from RefSeq and is a predicted model, not a curated record.
AUGCAGUCCGGCGUGCACGUCAGCGACUCUCUAAAUAUAGUGAACAUUGGAGCCCCAGGCGGUGGAACUUCUGCAGAAGUCGGCCAUGAUGCUGCAAGUACGGACUCUUCAAGAAGCUAUGAGUCGCCGAGUGAGGUCGCCUAUCACACGCUCGAAGACGACGCGGAGGCACAGGGUGCCGUGGACUCUGACGAUGCAGAUGCAGCGGUGGACGAGUUACGAAGGCAGCUGGCCGCUGCCCGAGUCAUUCAGGAUUGGACGCGCACCAGGUUCCAGCAGUGGCUCCAAGAACGCGGGCCUCGCUUAACAGCUGUUCCGUUACGAGCAGCGCCAGAAAAUUCAUUGGAUGAGGACUUCGGGGCAGUGUUCCCAACGAUUGCAGACAGUUCUGAAAUAGGCGCUACAUUGAUGUGGCAACCGGGCCGCCAGUCCUCUGAGGACGAUCUCUCCGGAGGGUCGCUGGCCGCUGAUGUGUCUCUCGAGAAGGACGCGGCUGAAGAACGCGUGCCGAAGAGCAACCUCGAUGCUGGAAAAGGUCAAUCUGUCAAGGCCGAUCCAGAGAUGACGAAGAUACCCGAAUCGAACGUCUCUGAGAAUGAUGUUGCCUGGUCAUCGGACGAAACUACGUAUGCUCGGUUUCCUUCCCGGCCGAGUCCCAGUGGCAGUCCCCGGUCAUCUAUAUCACUGGAGGAUGGGAACGGAGUUGACUCGAACGACGGUGUUCAUGCCCAGCAGCUUUUCGUCCAGCUUCCAGAACCGCUGCCGCGAGCACCCGUAGACCAGCUUGUGCCGGGCCCAUCGUCCGAGAAAAUCUUCGGGGAACUCCUCAGAGAGUGCAAGCACGGUGUGCCCCUUACCUUUGAAGCCAUGCUUGAGGACAUUGGUGCGGACGGCUGCGUGAAGCUGUGCGAGGGCGGCGUGUACACGGAGGUGUUUCGCACUUGCGGAACCAGGGGUGGUGCCGUGCUCAAGGUGCUGCAUCCGGCCUACCUGGUCCGCCACCUGCACCUGGUGCUCACCGAAGUGCGCAUAGCAAGAAGCCGCAUGUGCACAGGUUUGAACAAAAUUAGUACACAGGAGCUGUGGCCCAACUACACCCCAGUGGCUUCUAGCAGCCUCGAAGAUCCUUGCGUAGCUUGA